Verticillium dahliae VdLs.17 is the source of this 694-nucleotide messenger RNA. RefSeq lists its product as uncharacterized. Gene Ontology annotation, biological process: protein ubiquitination. The transcript is spliced from 3 exons. NCBI's taxonomy places the organism in Eukaryota, Fungi, Ascomycota, Sordariomycetes, Glomerellales, Plectosphaerellaceae. The record is from RefSeq and is a predicted model, not a curated record. Bases 77 to 568 code for a protein of 163 amino acids.
ACCACUGACUGAUUCGACGGUGAGACUGAUACCAAAGAAUAAUAUUGGAGAGCAUUUGUCGCACCCGAUAGAUAUAAUGACAACCAACUCAUCUGACGGCGACAGUUCGACAAACAAACCGUCUCCCUGGAUUUUUGGUGUGGCCAUAGGCACGGUUGUGGCUUUGGUGAUAGUCGUGCUUUUUAUAAAUGUUUCAAUCCGGUAUUUCUCAGAAUAUCCGAGGUCUGAAGGUUGGGAAACACACGACCCAGAGGCUACACGUGGCCCGAAUAAAACGGGGAGCCUUGAUAAAGUCGCCGCCCGUCAGCUGUUCCUAGAAUACAAGAGCAUAAUACGAGACACAGCAUUAUGUCAACAAUCUACGAACUACACAGUGUGCGCAAUCUGUAUGGAGGUUCUAGAAGACGAGGAAAUGGUCCGCCCACUGGUUUGUGGCCACAUAUUUCACUCUGGGUGCAUUACGUGUUGGUUCUUGAGGUUACACGAUACUUGUCCUUUAUGCAAAGCCCGCUUUGUGAACGAAGACGAGAUUGCCCGUACUGGAAGGUCGUCUAUCGAAAACCACUGAUUUCCUUUCUUUAUGUGGACAAAGGAUUACGGGGCUUGAAUUUUCAUGAGAAAGUUCACCAACCUGAUAUUUCCCUCCAUCCUCAGCUUAGUUCUAAAAACAAAAUCAUCAACAUACUAGGAAAGC